CCGUGCUUAACCUCUCUCCUGCUUCUUCGCUUCGUACCUAUUUUAAAAACUACGGACGCAAUAUCUUCCCACUCGCAAGUCUAGGAAGGAACAGAGAAGAUGGUUGGAGGUAAACGCCGCGUGCUCGAGACGACGGGAUCGUUCUACGCGAAGGACUCGCGCAAGCAAUCCAAUGGAUACAACCGCGCCGAUUUGGAGGCUGCGUAUGGCUCAAUUAACCCGAUGAAGCCACGCCAAAGGUUCCGCGAUGCUAUCCAGAACACCAUCCAGGACAACCGGACGGCGGAGAUGAAGAAGAAACUCAUCGACAACGUGGAUCACGAGGCUCUGGAGAAGUACAGGAAGAGCGAAGAAAGCCUAAAGACCAUCGAGAACAAGAAGAUCCGGUCUUUCUACGAGGAGCAGAACAACCGUCUUGAUGACUGGCUCGAGGUAGAUAUGAUUGUUACGUCGCUUGCGGAUGAUAUCCUCGAUAGUAUGCAUCCCAGGGAUACCGACGGUGAUGGUGUAGUUGAGGAACGGGGACCACUGGGGAACAGUGGUGAAGCACUGGAGCCAUUCCUGCCUGACGACGAACGUGAGAGGCGAGCCAAAUCGGCGAAGCAUGUGAGAUGGGCAAUCAAUAUCAACGUUCUCGUCAACAUACUUCUGCUCGCCGCCAAGGGAGUCGCAGCCAUCUGGUCCAGUUCGCUCUCCCUGAUUGCCUCCUUAGUCGACUCCGCCCUCGAUCUCCUCUGCACCGUUAUCAUCUGGACUACCAACCGGCUCGUAGGCUGGCGCCUGGAUAAGCUCAAGAAGAAGUUCCCCGUUGGCCGCAGACGUCUCGAACCUCUUGGCAUCCUCGUGUUCUCCAUCAUCAUGGUCAUCAGUUUCCUGCAGAUUCUCCAGGAGUCUGUCAAGAAGCUGCUUCCCAGCGGGAAUCACGACGUCGCGACACUACCGCCCGCUGCCAUCUUUGCCAUGGUCGCUACCAUCGUGGUGAAAGGCACGAUUUGGUUCGGCUGUGCACGCGUCAAGACCACGCAGGUCCAGGCGUUGGCGCAGGACUGCAAGACCGACGUCUACUUCAACACACUGUCCCUUCUGUUUCCGCUGAUUGGCCACAAAGUUGGUGUAUGGUGGCUCGAUCCCGUCGGUGCCUCUGUUCUCUCGCUGUUCAUCAUCUAUGAUUGGGCAGGCACGUGUCUCGAGAAUGUCGCCCGCUUGACUGGUGAAGCUGCAAACGAUCGCACUGAGCGCAAGCUCAUGUUCAUGGCGUACCGCUUCGAGCCGCUCGUCGAAGGCUUCAAGAGUAUCAAGGCGUAUCAUGCUGGAGAUGGUGUGUGCGUAGAGAUUGACAUCCUGAUGCCCGAGGAUGCGCCAUUGAGACUGUGUCAUGAUGUCGCGGAGACGUUGCAAUAUUGCUUGGAAGGGCUGAGCGAAGUUGAUCGGGCUUUUGUUACGGUUGAUUAUAUGUCUCAAGGUCCUACCGGACACGGACAGCUAGACGGUGCGUAGGGGCGUGUUGAGCGGAAAGAUUUUAAGUUAUGUGCCACACUGCAUAGCGGGGUUUCCCAAGUGUUAGCGGUUCAGCGAUUUUGAAAUAGUGUUGUCUUGACUUCUUCAUGUUGUAACAUACUACUUGCAUAUCUACAUAUAUAUUACAUCUUUACGGGACACGGCUCGGCACAAGUCCCGAGCCGCUCAUGUGCUUAUCGGGCGCUGUUUGACUGCCGAGCUCUAGAUUGUUGAUCAAAUGCAUGC
This is a messenger RNA of Boeremia exigua, 1743 nucleotides long. RefSeq lists its product as uncharacterized. Gene Ontology annotation, molecular function: monoatomic cation transmembrane transporter activity. Gene Ontology annotation, biological process: transmembrane transport; monoatomic cation transport. The record is from RefSeq and is a predicted model, not a curated record. Gene Ontology annotation, cellular component: membrane. The coding region runs from base 100 to 1497 and encodes 465 amino acids. Lineage: Eukaryota; Fungi; Ascomycota; Dothideomycetes; Pleosporales; Didymellaceae. The transcript is spliced from 4 exons.